UCGAUGAAAUUCUGAUUCUCGUCCGUGUGCUUGUCUGGUUAGCUUUCGUUCUCUUCUCUCAGUAGAAAAAUUUGUAGAAAAUAUCACACACGCAAAAAAUAACAAAAAAAUGAAGAUAUUUUUGUUAAGAUAAUUUAAAGCUAGACACUGUGCGCGUAUAUUUUGUGGUUUCGCAUUUUCUAGACAACUGAUUUUGUGUAAUAAUAAACUCUACAGAAAACAAAACGGAUUGCAGAGGAGAACAACAAAAGUAAUAACAAAUUCGCAGCUCGUGUGUCCCAUGAGUGUGCGUGUGUGUGUGUGUGAGCAGCUGGCAAAAGAACAAGGAGAUAAACAAAUACCCCUCGGAUUGAAGCUGUGUUAUUGGCAUCUAGGGCAGCAGCGGAACUGAGGCGCAGCGGAGCCGCCCAAGUGCAGCCGUAGAAAGCGUUGGUGCGGGCACCAUGGACUCGCUCAAGUUACCAAAGGCCAAUAGUGCCACCAGUAGUGCCAGCGGCAGCAAUAGCAACCUAUCCGGUUCGACAUCCGCGUCCGCAUCCGCAGCCACAUCGCCCACAUCUUCGGGAAAUGCGGCAGGAGGCCUCCUCUCCGGUGCCCCAAAAUCGCCACCCGGCCUGAGCAGCAGCACCCCGAUCACGGUGCGAUUUAAUGCCAACGAGGAGUCCCUCGACGACAUCCUGCAGUCCUUCCACCACAGCAAGCACAGUCCCAGUGGCGGAGCGAGUGGCGGGGGAGACGCCUCGCCCACAUCGAAUCUCCUCGGGAUGAAGAACAACGGCCUGGGUCUCAACACCGGAAUGGUGGUGGGCGCCUGCGAUUCCCUCUCAAGCAGCCCAUCACAGCCACAGAUGCAAGGAUCCGCUUCCCUUUUCGGCAACGACGAAGUAACUCUGCGCAAUAAUUUCAUGCAAGGCGGAGGCUUCUUCAAUCGCAAAAGUUGCGGCGGCCUGCCGAAUCUCAAUCUCAACAAGUCGCCCCAGCAGCUCCAGCAACUGCAGCAGCAGCAGCAGCAGCAACACCAGCAGCAGCACCAGCAACUGCAGCAGCAACUGUCGCCGAAUCUGAGUGCCCUGCACCACCAUCACCAUCAGCAGCAGCUGAGGGAAGGCGGCGGAUCGCACAGUCCCUCAUCGCCUGGCGGAGGAGGUGGAGGAGGAGGAGGUGGCGGAGGAUCGCCGUACAACGGUUCGCAGGCGGGCUGCAGCAGCGGCGGCAUCUCGCCUAUUCCGCCCCAGAUGUCGGGUGUGUCGCCCAAGUACCGUCGCAGCAUAUCCUUCCCCAUCAAGGGAAAUUCCCCGACUGCCCUCUAUGGCAAUCCCCACUUGGAUGGCAUGGGCAGCGGGCACAUGAACAUACCCACUCUGUCGAUUGGAAACGGAGGUGGCGGAGGCGGUGGCGGAUCUGGUGGCAUGAUCUCGGCAGGAGCCAGCGGCGGCGGCGAUGCCCCCUAUAUGGGCAACAGCUAUGGCAACAUGAUGACGGCAAACGGGCAGAUGCAUCAUGGCGGCAUGGAUAACUCGCUGAGCGAUUACAUGCGCGGCAUGUCGCUGGGCGGCGGCAAUGGUGGCAACGGUGGCGACGGCAACAGCAUGGCCCUCAUGCAGGACAGGAUGCGCGUGAUGGGCGGACCCAAGCACCUCAGUGAAGCGGAUGCCAUGGCCAUUGCGGCGAGUGGAAACGAUCCCUCGGUCUACCUGAAUGCCCUCAAGAUGGGCUCGCCGUCGCGUCUCUCGCCGCACUCGCCGCAUUCACCGAUCCAAGGUGGAAAUGGCGGCAAUGUGGGCGACGGCACGGCACGCUUCUCCAGGAAGGUGUUCGUCGGUGGCCUGCCACCGGAUAUCGAUGAGGAUGAGAUCACCACUUCGUUCCGGCGCUUCGGUCCUCUGGUCGUCGAUUGGCCGCACAAGGCCGAGUCCAAGUCGUACUUCCCGCCCAAGGGCUAUGCCUUCCUGCUGUUCCAGGACGAGAGCAGUGUGCAGCAGCUGAUUGAUUCGUGCAUCACGGACGAGGACAAGUUGUAUCUGUGCGUCUCCUCGCCCACGAUCAAGGACAAGGCUGUGCAGAUUCGUCCCUGGCGCCUGGCCGACGCGGACUAUGUCCUGGAUGCCACCAUGUCGCUGGAUCCGCGCAAGACGGUCUUCGUGGGCGGCGUGCCCAGACCUCUGAAGGCCUUCGAACUGGCCAUGAUCAUGGAUAGGUUGUACGGUGGCGUGUGCUAUGCCGGAAUCGACACCGAUCCGGAGCUGAAGUAUCCGAAGGGCGCCGGGCGCGUGGCCUUCUCGAACCAGCAGAGCUACAUAGCGGCCAUCUCGGCUAGGUUUGUGCAGCUGCAGCACGGCGACAUCGACAAGCGGGUGGAGGUGAAGCCCUACGUCCUGGACGAUCAGAUGUGCGACGAGUGCGAGGGCCAGCGGUGUGGCGGCAAAUUCGCGCCGUUCUUCUGCGCCAACGUGACCUGUUUGCAGUACUACUGCGAGCACUGCUGGGCCGUCAUCCAUUCGCGGCCGGGACGCGAGUACCACAAGCCGCUGGUCAAGGAGGGCGCCGACCGACCGCGUGCUGUGCCCUUUCGCUGGUGUUAACGGCGGCGCUGGUAGGCCGCGCUGCACGACGAGAGACGCCAACAGAGGGAACAGCGACACCGUUGGCUGAACGCAGCGCUGGCAGUGCCCAGAAUCAUCACAGAAGCAUCAGGAUCGGGAACGGGAUCAGGAUCAGGAACGGCAACGGAAACGGAAAGAGGAACGGGAUCGGGAUCAGUGGAGGUGGUAGUAGAAGAAGCCGCCGCUGGCGAAGAGUCUAGUAAACCAAUUAUUAGAGACGACGACACACACACACACCACAUGGAUACACUCACACAAGCAAAAGACAAUUGCAAUACAUUUGGGGGGCUGAAAUUGAGGCGGGAAACCCCCCCCAAAAAAAACAAAAACAGCCGCCAGAGUCUAAAAGUCUAGAGGCGAGAAACACGAGAAUCGAAAGCCCUCAGAAAGCAACAUAGUUUUAGUCCUUAUUUAGAUUUGGCAAUCUAUUUAGUUUUAGGCAACAGGCCUAAACCUUUGUACAACCGAAAUCUUAGUUUUGUUUUCGUUUAAUGCCUGCACAGUAUUUUUUGUACUUUAUUUUUUAUAGCAAUUUUUUUUUCGUUCAUUUGAUUAGGGGGAAGUCCCAAAGAUGCCAUUUAAUCUCACAAAGACCACCAAAACAAAAGGUAGAAAAUAGAUGAUAAUAGUAACCAAGCAGGAAGAUUUACUUCCUCGUAGUCAGCCACAAUCCUCGCAAAAGGCUUAUGAAUCGUUCCCCCUUAUAAAUGAUAACCACUUUUUUUGUAACCUAGCUAACUUAGGAGCCAUCUUGUAUGCCAAUCGAGGCUAGUCCUAAAAUUAUUAGUGAGCUGCUCACCCUCUCUCGAAAGGCUUUUUGCUCGAGUGGACCUGGGCUGUCCUUAAGUUCCUAAAUUGUGAAAAAACAAAUUAAUCAAAAAAGCAUCGGUUUAUCCCUUUCCCUAAUUAGAUCAAUCUAUAAAAUUUAUACAAAAGACUUUUGAAAAGACAAUAUGCAGAAUGUCAGACAUUUUUAUGCGAGCUAUUUCUUACGCCACAUUUGGUGUCUCGGUGAGAAAUCGGUAAACCAUAUCAUAUCUAUAAACAACUCUAAAUGUUGCUAUUGCUAUUGAACUUUAUAAUCCCACUCUUUUUUUUUGUGAAUACGCGCUACUUGUUAACUAAUCGGAAGCAUCAUAUAUAUUAUCUGCCCUAUAUAUUGGAUUGUUUGCCAAACACGUCACUCUUUCUUGCUAAAACAAAUACUUAAUUUUGGGCAUGUGAAAAUCGUACGAGGCUUAUACAAAACUAAACACUGGAUAUAGACAUAUAAACCAUUUUAACUCCUUAUUAGUCCUUGACAGAAGGUGGCUUCCACUACGAUUUUCACAUGCCCCUGUUCAUGUUAUGCUGAAUAUGAAUGAUAGUUACUUAAAGCGAAAAAUGAAUGUCCUACCACACUAAUCAAUUAGUUUAAGGCCCACACUCUGCGAAAGGUUAUUUCUUUCCUUAUACGGACGGCUCAUUUUUAAUUUUAAUCUAGUCGACUCUCACACGUACGUACACAAACCACACACACACUCACACACACUCACACAUUUACACUGGAAGUUUGUUUGCAUUUGUUGCCGUUCGGCAUUGCAUAAAAUAAAAAAGAAUAUAUUAAUAAUCGAAACCUAGAGAAACAGUCAAAUUGCUUGUGUUCAGUAUUAUGAUUUUUUAAAUAGUUUUCACUUCAAAAGUGUUAAAUGUUUGGCCUUAUUUAUUUAUCAAUUGUCUUUCGUUAUUUAAUUUACGGCGUGUUGCUGACUAAGGGACAGAGGGCUUAUCUGCCGAAGAUGAAGAAGAAAGUAUACAUUAAUGCAAAAAAAUAUAUAUAUAUCUGUAAUGUAAAAAAAAACAAUUUUUAUAUACGACAUACAUAUAUUAACACUAUGAAUACUUGUAUUAGACAACUUUUUAUAUAGAAACUUUUUGUAUAAACUUUUUUUAUUACUCUUAUGAUUAUUCAGAAGUUAGUUUAGUCCAAAUAACUGAAGAAAAAUCGAAAAACCAAAAAACGCGAUGAUUAAUAGACAUGCUAAAAACAUCUAAAGGAAAUUUAAAUAUUUACAACAUAUGUGCAAUACUAUUUCGUAAACGAUUCAAGCGUAUUAUUAAAUACCAAAUAUAUAAACUAUAAAAAGAUAUGUAUUUGUACAAACAUAAAGUAUACAAGAUAAUUGCAAUCGUAUAACCAAAGUAGUCAAAUAUUACUGAUUCCCAAAAUGAUUCUCCAACUUUCAACUAAUUGGCAUGCAUUUUUUGCCAUGCGAACGGGGCUUAAAGUUCGCUAAUGGUUCUCUCCCCUGAAUCCUAUUAAAAUCAAAUGGAAUAUCUAGACUUACGGCAAUACUAACGAAAAAUUAUCAAAAUGUAAAACGAGCAAAAUAUUUUGUAAAUUGUACGAGUUAAGGGGACGUGACAAAAUUUGCUACGGUGCAUGCAAACAAUACGAUAUUUUUUCUAUACUACCAACAAAAGUACUAAAGAUCUAAUUCAAAUUGAUAAACCUAAAAAAUGUGAAAGGCCAUGUUGCUUUGGACUUCUAUAAUAUAUUAUUAAUCGAUAGUCAAAUCUAUUAGCAAAUUUUUGCUCGCGCUUUCUUUACAAGACAACCAAACAAAAAAAAGCAAAACGAAAUUCAAGUCAUGCUAAGUUGUAACUCAAGUUGAUCGCGUGGCACUUUCAAAAAAUACAAGUUUAUAGCAAUUUUUCUAGAAUUUUUAUAUUACAAUGAACUAAAGAAUAUGUAUCAUAUAUAUACUACAUAUAUAUUUUUUAAACUGCAAACAAAUUAAUUAAUUAGUGGACUCGAGACGUUUGUUUGUUUUCGUUAAAAUUUUUUUAUUUUCAAAUAUUAACUGAAGAAACGUGUAUUAAAAGCGAAAGAAUCUACACAAAACGAAAACCAACAAGCCCAAUUAAAUAUUAUAUCAAAUAAAGCAGCCUGCUCUAUGUAGUGUUAAACAAUUUGUGCAAAUAUGUAAGCAAACGCGUUGUUCUAAAACUUUCAAAGUAAUUAAAUGCUAGUCUUUAAAAAGGCAAAAUCUGUUACAAAGCCAACACGAAACGGAAACGGUAAUCGGUGAGCGGUAAACGGUAAACGGCAAUCGGUCAAAGGCUAUCGAUAACUGUGCGUAAUGAUGGUGUUUUUUAAAUGUAGUAAAAUUUAAUAUUUUAUAGAUUUUUAUACUUUUAUAUAACAUAUACUUUAUACUUUACCUGUUUAACGAAAACUUGAUGAAAAUGUUAAAAAAAAAACUUUAAAUGUGCUGUAAAAGAAGUAACUUAUCAAACAAAUAUUUUACUAUACCAAAAAAAGUUGAUAGAGAUAUAAACUCUUUACGGCAAACCGCUCAAUGUUUUUGCUGCUAAUGGCGUAGGAAUCUGGAAUCUUGUGUAGCGUGCUAUAUAAUAUUUAUAUCAAUAAGCAAUCCGUUUUGUUUUCUAAUCUGUUUUAUUUUGUUUCCCUGAGUAUUCCAAUAAGCAACAACAAUUUAGCAAAGACAUUUAAUUUAUCCCCUUCAUCUGAGCUUGAAUUACGGAUAGAAGUCGGUAAAUUUUAGUUUUAUAGAAGAUAUUGUUAUAGAUAAAUGUUUAUGUUGAUUUUUAUAUGGAUCCUGUUGUUAUACCGAUUAUGACAAUGAAAAUUUGUACGCCUAAUUCUUAAAUAUAUUUUUGUAUCUUUUGUAGUUGCUAGUAGUUUCCUGGUAGUUUUAAAAAAACCAA
Drosophila ficusphila is the source of this 6314-nucleotide messenger RNA. Its product is annotated as translational regulator orb2. The transcript is spliced from 5 exons. Lineage: Eukaryota; Metazoa; Arthropoda; Insecta; Diptera; Drosophilidae. Gene Ontology annotation, cellular component: nucleus; cytoplasm; synapse. Gene Ontology annotation, biological process: negative regulation of cytoplasmic translation. The coding region runs from base 444 to 2582 and encodes 712 amino acids. The record is from RefSeq and is a predicted model, not a curated record. Gene Ontology annotation, molecular function: mRNA 3'-UTR binding; translation factor activity, RNA binding; mRNA regulatory element binding translation repressor activity.